Pezoporus occidentalis (night parrot) is the source of this 349-nucleotide messenger RNA. RefSeq names its product neuralized-like protein 4. Lineage: Eukaryota; Metazoa; Chordata; Aves; Psittaciformes; Psittacidae. Gene Ontology annotation, molecular function: ubiquitin protein ligase activity. The coding region runs from base 11 to 349 and encodes 112 amino acids. The transcript is spliced from 3 exons. The record is from RefSeq and is a predicted model, not a curated record.
GUGGGUCGCUAUGGGGCAGGUGGGGAACCGGGUCGGCGUUCGCCGCGGCGCCGAUGACUCCGUGCACAUCCUGGUGGACGGCGAGGACAUGGGGCCGGCCGCCACCGGCGUCGCCAAGAACGCGCACGUGGCGCUGGACCUGUACGGGCGGGUGACGGCCGUGACCAUCGUCAGCACGGGGGGAGGGGGCGAGGCCGGGGGGGGCAGUGCCGGCCCCUCCCCCACGCCCAGCCCCACCCCCACGCCCAGCCCCUCGCCCACCGCCAGCGCCCCCCACAGCGCCCCGCCCACCUUCCUGCCCCGCCACGGCUGCAACAUCACCCCAUUGACAUCCAUUGAUGUCCAUUGA